Messenger RNA from Melampsora larici-populina 98AG31, 1818 nucleotides. Its product is annotated as cytochrome P450 monooxygenase. NCBI's taxonomy places the organism in Eukaryota, Fungi, Basidiomycota, Pucciniomycetes, Pucciniales, Melampsoraceae. Bases 24 to 1709 code for a protein of 561 amino acids. The record is from RefSeq and is a predicted model, not a curated record. The transcript has 12 exons. Gene Ontology annotation, molecular function: monooxygenase activity; oxidoreductase activity, acting on paired donors, with incorporation or reduction of molecular oxygen; heme binding.
CAGUAGCAUAUUAUUUCCUGAUCAUGACAUUAAUCUUUCAACUGUGCUUGACCUCCAGCUUUGCUAUACGUGCCUUCGCCGUACUGGCCGGCGGUAUCGUGUUAGCUCUAUGUUGGGUUUUUCUAAGGAGCACCUCCUCUCCUCUCGCCGCAUUUCCGGGACCCGACCCACAGGACUGGAUCUUUGGAAAUCUUUUGGAGGUCUUUGAGUCAGAGCACGGUGCACCUCAUGAGAGAUGGGCGGAAAAGUAUGGACAUGUGUUUGUUUAUCAAUGUCUUUUUGGGGAGAAACGUUUAUCUACCAUCGAUGCAAAAGCCCUUAAUCAUAUAUUACUCGAAAAAGCAGAGCUCUACCCAAGAACACCAUCGGACUUGAGGGAACUGGAUCACUCAUUGGGACAUGGGAUCGCUAGCGCCCAAGGUGAACCUCAUCGACGACAAAAGAAGAUGCUUCUUCCCUUCUUUUCCCCUACACAAUUAAAGGAAGCUUCCCCUAUGUUUGAAGAAAAGUCCCAACAGUUGUGUUCAAUUCUACGUCAAAUGCUCGAAGACAACGACUCAUCUUCUAAAAAUGAUAAAAAUAUGAUAGUGGACAUGUAUGCUUGGUUCAACCGUGUCACCUUGGAUAUUAUUGGACAAGCAGGUUUUGGCCACAGCUUCAACUCCCUACUAGGUGAAGAUCAUGUAACUAGAGCGCUCAACCGCCUUUUCUGCUCCGGUGCCUUUCAGUAUACAGGGAUCACCUUUCUUAUACGCACAGCGGUCAGGGAAUUCACUUUCCUACAGAAAUUCAUCCGAACACAACGCACGAAAGCUAUGAAAGAAGCCUUACGUAUUCUCACGGAGCAAGGCUGGAAGAUUUACGAAGCGAGACAUUCAGAAGUUACUUCAGGUUUGGAAAAGGACAAAAAAGAUUUGAUCACUCUUUUGAUUAGGGAAAACUCCAAGACCACUUCAGGAGACAAGCUUCGAGAGGAUGAGAUCAUGUCACAAAUAUCGACCUUCAUAGCGGCUGGAAGCGAAACGACUGCUACCUCUCUGAGUUGGGCCACGUGGUUAAUGACUCGGUACCCUGAAGUUCAAGUCAAGUUGCGCAAUGAGCUUUUGAACGCUCUAGAGAAGUGCCCCACUGGCAGUCUCGAACCGGAGAUGAUAUAUUCUCUGCCGUAUCUGGAUGCGUUUUGCCGCGAAGUAUUGCGCUUCAUACCCCCCGCGACAAGCAUGUUACGGCAAGCCAUAUCAUCAGAUCAGAUACCUCUUUCUACCCCAGUCACACUUCGUAACGGGGAUAUAGUCAACUCCAUACCUAUACAAAAAGGACAGACGAUUUUGAUUCCCAUCAGUGCUUAUAAUCGCUCCAAAUCCGUGUUCGGUCCUACUGCUGAUCAAUUCGAUCCAGAAAGAUGGAUGUCCAAAAACUCGGAGCGAGAAGGAGAUUCAGGUGUAUCUAUUUCAGGACAAGCUGUCGGACUAUGGGCAGGUCUCUUGAGCUUUGGGACAGGCCCCAAGUCGUGCAUUGGAUACAAGUUCUCUGUGAUGGAGAUGAAGGUGAUCCUGGCUCACUUGCUAUUGGAAUUUAAAUUUGAAGAGAGGGAUCCAGGAGGUGGACCUCUGAUCGAAAGAAGAGCCAAUAGUGUUGUCAGACCGAGGAUAGCAGGCAAGAAGAAUGGCGCUGAGAUGCCUCUUCGGAUUAGCUUUUGGAAACAGUAGUGAUUCUUCAUUUCUUUAAAGGUUGACAACUUCCAUCGAAAAGAUGUACUUGUAAUUUUGGCUUAUGGGCAGCGUUUAUUAUGAAACACACGAGAGUUGGUUGGAUUGU